UUUCGAUGAACUCUUUUGCCAAAAGAAAAUUGGAAAAUACCAAUUUCAGAAAAUUCAGUUUUAAAAUGUCUGGAUUUUCUCUUGGAGAUCUAAUCUCUGGGAAGCAAAAAGGGGAACUGAGCAGUUUAUUUUCUACAAAAUCAGACAAAUUAGCUCCGGCAUAUGAUUAUACAAAGGUUCCAGCCAGAACAGAAGUUACAGGCGAGAGAAGAAAAGUUGACGAAGAUGACGAAGAAGGAGAAAGACAGAGACUGCGAAAGCUGAAGAAGAUGGAGAAAAAGAAACGAAAAGCAUUAGAAAACGAAGCUGCGAAAGAAAGUGCGCUCACCGACCGAUCCAAGAAACGUAAACUGAACGCUGAAGCUUCAAAUGUCGACAUGGUGACUGAGUCGGGCACAAACCCACGACAUAUUGAGGCUAUUCGACGCGAAGAUGAACAUUUUAAACUCUUGGAUCCGGAGAAGGAGAAGAGAACGAUAUUCGUGGGAAACCUUCCUUCGAGUCUUAAAGAGAAAGAAAUCAAAAGAAUGUUCCAGGAGUUUGGUAAAGUUGAAAGUGUUCGUUUCAGAAGUGCUGCAAGGCCUGAUCUAAAAACAACUAAAAAGGUAGCAGUUAUCAAACAGACCUUCCACGAUGAAAGGAAAAAUAUCAAUGCAUAUGUCAGAUUUGCCUCAGAAGAAGAUGCAGUAAAAAGUUGCAGUUUAAAUUCUACAAAAAUACAUGGUCAUUCAAUCAGAGUUGAUAUGUCCUUGAACAAUAAGGUUCAUGAACAGAAUAAAGCAAUAUUUGUUGGAAAUCUCGACUUCAAAACUCAUGAAGAUGAUUUAAGGGCUGCAUUUGUUCGAUGUGGAGAAAUUACGGAUGUACGAUUAGUACGGGAUAGUGCUACAGGAAUAGGAAAAGGAUUUGGAUAUGUUAAUUUUGCUUCCAAAGACAGUGUAGAGACAGCCCUCAGACUGGAUGGAAACAUGGUGUGUGGCAGAAAAAUCCGCGUAAACCGAUCUGUUCGAAAACCGAAGACGAGUAUGUUAACGCCGAGUGUGAACACCCGGCCGAGUAAGGUGGACGAGUCUAAGGUAACCUUCAGCAAGAAGUUUGCGGACAAGAAGAACAAGCUGAUGACCAAGAGUAGGCCGGAGGGGGAGAAGAGAGAAAAGAAAGAGAAGAAAGAGAAGGGGAAAGCGUUCCAAGGUGUUACAACAGGAACUACAGUCAAGAAGGAGAAACUAAGCAAACUAGACCUAAAGAAGAAAUUCAUAGCCAAGGCUCUGGCGAGUUAAAUUUUAUAUUUUUUUCAGAA
Molecule: messenger RNA, 1300 nt
Organism: Eurytemora carolleeae
Lineage: Eukaryota; Metazoa; Arthropoda; Copepoda; Calanoida; Temoridae
Product: RNA-binding protein 34
Exons: 11
Coding region: 6-1280 (424 amino acids)
Molecular function (GO): RNA binding
Source: RefSeq, a predicted model, not a curated record